Molecule: messenger RNA, 2899 nt
Organism: Girardinichthys multiradiatus
Lineage: Eukaryota; Metazoa; Chordata; Actinopteri; Cyprinodontiformes; Goodeidae
Gene: prkaa2
Product: protein kinase, AMP-activated, alpha 2 catalytic subunit
Exons: 10
Coding region: 77-1750 (557 amino acids)
Biological process (GO): protein phosphorylation; intracellular signal transduction
Cellular component (GO): cytoplasm
Molecular function (GO): protein serine/threonine kinase activity; ATP binding
Source: RefSeq, a predicted model, not a curated record
CCACAGACAGUAGACAAGCAGCACACCCAGCGCACCGCAGCGCACCGCGCGAGCCCAGCCGUCGGUAACGGAGAAGAUGGCAGAGCGGCAACAACAGAAACACGAAGGCAGGGUAAAGAUCGGCUAUUACAUCCUCGGCGACACGCUCGGAGUGGGGACGUUCGGGAAAGUAAAGAUUGGACAACAUCAACUAACAGGCCACAAAGUCGCUGUGAAGAUCCUAAACAGACAGAAGAUCCGCAGUCUCGAUGUUGUGGGGAAAAUCAAGCGAGAGAUCCAGAACCUCAAACUGUUCAGACACCCUCACAUAAUCAAGCUCUACCAAGUGAUAAGUACACCCACGGAUUUCUUCAUGGUCAUGGAGUAUGUGUCUGGAGGCGAGCUGUUUGACUACAUCUGCAAAAAUGGAAGGGUGGAGGACACAGAGGCUCGCCGUCUUUUUCAGCAGAUCAUCUCAGCUGUGGACUACUGUCACAGGCACAUGGUGGUCCACAGAGACCUCAAACCUGAGAACGUCUUGCUUGAUGCCAACAAGAACGCCAAGAUUGCUGAUUUUGGACUUUCAAACAUGAUGUCAGAUGGAGAAUUCUUACGAACGAGCUGUGGAUCACCCAACUACGCAGCUCCAGAGGUCAUCUCAGGAAGGCUGUAUGCAGGCCCAGAGGUUGACAUCUGGAGCUGUGGAGUGAUCCUGUAUGCCCUGCUGUGUGGCACUCUGCCCUUUGAUGAUGAGCAUGUUCCCACACUGUUCAAAAAGAUCAGAGGAGGUGUUUUCUACAUCCCAGAGUACCUGACUCGCUCCGUGGCCUCGCUGCUCAUGCUCAUGCUGCAGGUGGAUCCACUUAAGAGAGCCACCAUCAAAGACAUCAGGGAACAUGAGUGGUUUAAGCAGGACCUGCCAGGCUACCUGUUCCCAGAGGACCCAUCGUAUGAUGCCACCGUCCUCGACGAAGAGGCUAUCAGGGAAGUGUGUGAAAAGUUUGAAUGCACCGAGUCUGAAGUUAUGUCCAGUCUCUACAGCGGAGAUCCACAGGAUCAGUUAGCAGUAGCUUAUCACCUCAUCAUAGAUAACCGGCGCAUUAUGACCCAGGCCAGUGAAUUCUACCUGGCAUCCAGUCCUCCACAGGGCUCCUUCAUAGAAGAAGGCAUGCCGCUGCCCCCCGGCGUCAAACCCCACCCAGAGAGGAUGCCUCCGCUUUUGGCCGACAGCCCCAAAUCCCGUUGUCCUCUGGAUGCUCUGAACACAACCCGGCCCAAACCUCUUGCAGUGAAGAAGGCCAAAUGGCACCUGGGUAUCAGGAGCCAGAGCAGACCAUACGACAUCAUGGCUGAGGUGUACAGAGCCAUGAAACAGCUCAGCUUUGACUGGAAGGUGGUGAACCCGUAUCAUCUGCGUGUCCGACGGAAGAAUCCAGUAACAGGAAACCUGGUGAAAAUGAGCCUCCAGCUCUACCAAGUUGACAACAGAUCCUACCUCCUCGACUUUAAGAGCAUUGAUGAUGAUAUCAUCGAUGCCGUCGGCUUUAAAUCUGGGUCGUCCACUCCUCAGCGGUCAGGCUCCACCGCCGGUCUCCACAGACCCCGACUGAGCAUCGACUCUGCUAGCCUGGCUAUCGAUCUGCCCCAGCUCAGCUCCUCUCUCCCGGGCUCCCUGUCCGGCAGCUCCCCUCUGCUCACCCCGCGUCAGGGAUCGCACACCAUGGACUUCUUUGAAAUGUGUGCUAGUCUCAUCACCACGCUGGCUCGCUGACACCUGCUGGUUCUCAACCUUCCUUGUAACCUAGGUGGAAGUAGGUUCUUAUUUUGGUUCUAGCUGCAAAAUCUGGGAUGUAUUGAUGGACCCGUGGAAGCCAGAUAAUUGGAGAGGUCAGAAAUCAGAACGGCAUCAGAGUCAGCAUAGGUCAAGUUUACCUUCCCCCUCCAAAAAAUCUCUUUAGUCUUUUAUCAGCUGCAUCAACACGCAAUGACUGGACAUCCUGCUGAGUUAGCUUCAGACACUGUUCUGAGGUCAGUUCUGCUGCUUGUCGUCCUGGUUGCUGUGACAGCUGUGUCUGGAGGGACAUUACUACACAUAGAUUUCAGGUUUUAUAUUGGUUGUAUAGAAGCUUUCUGUUAUCCAUGUAUAUUUAUAUUACUUUAAUUAUAGAUUGAACAACUAAUUGUCAAAGAUAUACCAAAAACCGAAGAAUAUUAUUAUUUCAAUAUCAGAUUCAUAUUUAUUUUUAGAUGAUUUUGUUUAGACACUAGUUUUAUUCAAAAUAUCUCCACAGAGUUUUAAUCAAAUGUUUUAAUAGAUGAGAGUUUAACAGUAGGGUGGAACAGCAUUGAUGCUCUGCUUGAGACUGUCUGCUGGAUGCUCCCGGUGCAGAACAUGCACACUAUCUCGCUGCACCACACAACCAUCAUUUCAUCGUAUUUGUCUGUCAGGUGACACCGAUGUGCAACACACUCAAGAGGCUGUAAUAGAUCAGCUGCCGUUCAGCUUGUCAGUGGUGCUUGAGCAGAAUUUCAUUUUAAAAAACACGCAGGCCGCUGACAUCAGAAGGGGGGGCAGGGAUGUACGCCCUGAGCUGAAUAACGAUAGACGGCUCCGUGCUGCAGAGGGAAUGCUUAUGGGUUACAAAUGGUGUCACGUUAACCUGUCAAGCCAUGACAAAAACACUUAAGAAACUGGAGGGGGACUGAAAAUCUGAAAAUCAAUUAUUCAGAGAGGUAAUGCAAGAUAUAUAUACACAUGUAUAUAUGUGUGUGUUUGUGUCAUGUGAGAUGGUGUGUAACUGCUACAGGGGAGCAGGAAGCCACAGAAACCUUUACACAGAUGCCUUAAUGAAUGCAACACGAUAUUUUUGCACACAUGUAUAUGGUGAGAGUUAUUUGUGCCAGUAUGUGUACUGGAGGU